UGCAUCACUUCCGGGACCCCUCCAUCCCGCCGCCCCCCCCCCAUCACAAGAAGAAAGAUGGCGCCCGUUUAGCGCGCAGACAUGGGCGACUGCGCGCUGUGUUUACGGCAAGCGGAGGCGUUGAAGGCGGACAUGGCGGAUGGCUCGCUGAGCGCCGUUGACGUGUGGACGUCCCGCCAGAACCUGCAGGACGUCUACCAGAAGAUGCUGCUCACAGACCUGGAGUACGCGCUCGACAAGAAGGUGGAGCAGGACCUGUGGAACUACGCCUUCAAAAACCAGAUCAGCAGCCUCCAGGGCCAGGCGAAGAACAGAGCCAACCCCAACCGUGGGGAUGUGCAGACCAACCUGGGGCUCUUCCUGGAGGCAGCCAGUGGCUUCUACACACAGCUGCUGCAGGAGCUGUGCGUGGUGUUUGAGGUGGACCUGCCCUGCCGCGUUCGCUCCUCCCAGCUGGGCCUGGGUAUCGGACCGACGCCGCCUAUGGAGCCGGCCAUCGUGAAGCCGCAGCCCAACUCCUGCCUCUACAUCUGCCAGCACUGCCUCGUCCACCUGGGAGACAUCGCUCGCUACCGCAACCAAAUCAGCCAGGCGGAGUCAUACUACAGGCACGCUGCGCAGCUGGUGCCUUCCAAUGGCCAGCCGUACAAUCAGCUGGCGAUCCUGGCGUCGUCGCGCGGAGACCACCUCACCACCAUCUUCUACUACUGCCGGAGCAUCGCCGUGCGCUUCCCCUUCCCGGCGGCCGGCACCAACCUCAGCAAGGCGCUGUCCAAGGCCAUCGAGGGGAGGGAGGAGCCCAAGGUGAAGAUGGGGCUGCUGGAUUUCCUGAAGCUGUUCAUCCGCUUCCACGCCCACGUCUACCUUGGCAAGAGCCUGGACCGCCUCGCCUCACUCAGCCACAAGCUGGAGGAGGCAUUCAAGGGGCUGCUGGCCGUCAGGGCACUCUCUGCCCAGCAGCUGGUGCACCUGGUGGUGGUGACGCUCUUCCAGAUGCACCAUCUGCGCGAGGGUGGCGGCGGCGGCGGCGGUGGUGCCGUCGAAGAACAGCAGCCCGAGGCCGAGCAGCAGCAGCAGCAGCAGCACGACGACAAUGACGACGACGACGAUGAUGAGACGCGUUGGACAAACGCGCUCACGCUCUACAGCGCCCUGCUGGACGGGUUGUGCCGCUACGCGGUGCUGCCGGUAAGUGAGGAGGUGCGGGCGCCGUCGGCGCUGCCGGCCGUGAAGGUGGCGCUGGAGUGGCUGGGGGCCCGUCCGGUGGUGGUGGAGCACCGAGCGCUGCAGCAGCACUGCCAGCUAUGGCCCAGUUUGGCGCGGCUUCUCAACAGCCUCCAGUCAGCACCAAGCGACCUCGACGGUACAGACGCCCAGUCCAGUGCCCCCCUGCCAGAGGAGUUUGAGCUGCAGGGCUUCCUGGCUCUCAAGUGCGACACGAGGGCUCUGGAGUUCACGCGGGGUCACCAGGGCGUGGCCACGGAGAAGGACGGCCUGCAGCAGCGUGUGCGCCGCUUCCGCAUCUGCGCCCUGGGCAGGAGGCUCGCGCUGGCGCACCCCAGCGUUCUGCAGUGCACCAUUGAGAACGGGCUGCUCAAGUUCAGCUCGCCCGUGCCCGAGGUGAUCGUGGACGAUGUUCUGUCGCGGGCGGCGCUUGCGGCGACGACUCCGCCGGCAUCGGCGGCGGCGGUGGCGGUGGCAGAGGAGGAGGAAGAUGAAGAGGAGGAGGAGGAGGAGGAGAGGGACGAGGAGGGGAGGAUGGGCACGACGGCGCCAGCGGACGACGAUGUCGAGGCCAAGCGGGAGACGCCGGUGGCCCCUCAGACGGCCGCGCCACGGCACCACCGGGGACUGACGGGCGCCUCGCCGGACGUCCCGGAGAGCCUCGAGGGCCCUGACGUCGCCAGCAGAAGCCCUUUCAGCAAGCCUUGGGGCUCCAGCAUCCACUCGCCGGCGCCGGGGAGGGACCGCGGGGAGACGGAGGGCGGCAGGGUGGUGGCGGCGGUGGUGCCUGAGCGAGCCGGAGGAGGAGGAGGAGGAGGAGGCGGACACAGCCCCCGGUUUGACCUACCCUGGGCAGAGUCGAGGCGGCGCUGCGGCGGAGACACGCGCAGACACAACGUGGCCGUGCAGAAGGCUGUGCCGCAAUCUGCUCUCCCGCUGGUGGCGGAGCACCAGAAGCCUCAGCCGGUGCAGCCGGGCCUGGGACCCCUGGCUACGGCAACGGUUCCUCCCGCGGUGGCGUUCCCACCGGCACCGGCACCGCCGCCGCCUUCUGCACUGCACGUGCCGGGCAGCUUCCCGGCCCUACCGGGGCGACCGGACCACCCGGCCCAGCCCUUCGCAAUGCCACCGCCGCCGCAGCCGCAGCAGCAGCAGCAGCAGCCGCAGCCGGCGCCGGCGUCGGCAGUGUCGCUCUCCUACCCGGCGGUGCCCGGUUUCCCCUACGGCGCCGGCAGCGGGGCCGGGGCACCGCCGGGGGUGGCGGGGACGGCUCCGUUGCUGGCGCCAUUCAUGCAGGCCCCGCCGGGCGCCCACAGCCCGACGGGGAAGCCGUCGCACGUCCCCUACAGCCAGCAGCGCGUGGCCGGCACCGUAGGGAACGGGGGGGGCGGCCGCGGCCGCGGCCGCCACCGCCGCCGCCGCGUUAGCGGCGGCCGUGGCCGCGGCGGCCCCGCCACCGCGCUCCCCCGGCGCAGGACGCGCCGGCUCCCCGGCCGUGCAGCUAAGUCCCUGUCCGACAGCCAAGCUCAGAACUGGCCGCACUAUGGCGGGAAGACUUUACACCCACUCUCCAUGCAGCAGCAGCAGCAGUUGGUUCAACAGCAGCAGCAGCAGUUAGUGCAGCAGCACCUUGCUCAGCAACAGCAGCUGCAGCAGCAGCAGCAGCAACAGCAUCAGCUCUUUCAAAAGAGCCCUCUGGCUAACCUGCUGUCGCAGAUUGCAAACCUUCACCAUCAGCAGCAGCAGCAGCAUCCACUUCAUUACCAGCAGCAGCAGCAGGUGGAUAAAUCGGCAGGGCGGAUGAAGACGUACGGCACGCGGCUCGGGGUGACGGAGCCGCCCUGCGACUCCCCCAGCCGGCCGUGCGUCUGGGAGUCCGCCUACGGGCUGUCCGGGCAGUGGGGGGUGCCCCUGCAGCCGGGGUCGGGACAGCCCGGCCACGGCGGCAUGAAGCAGCCGUCGUCGAUGGACAUGGACACGUACGACGUGCGGGCCAUGGAGAGCGAGCGGGAGACCUUGGUUGGCGCCAGCACCAACGCCGUGGGUGGCGGCGGUGGGCGUCCCGACUUCUGCCAGGCGCCAGGAGCUCCCGUGGUCAAGACGAACUUCAUGGGGGGACGGAUGCGGCAGGACCAGUCUCCCGAACGCCACGGGAUGCCGGCUCCCUUCCCAACGUCGUUUGGGGGUGGCGGCAGCGGCGGCGGCGGCGGCGGCGGCGGCACCGCGUUCACGCAGAUGCACACCGUGUUCAGUGAGCCAUACGGCAAGCGCGGUGAGGGCGGCAUGGGCCUCACCUCCUCCUCCACCUCCUGCUCCUCAUCGGCAUCCUCGUCAUGCCGGCCCAGCCUCCUCUCCGACAUCUCGCGCCCGUACACGCUCUUCGACUCCAACUCCUGGUCGCCGGCAUUCGGCAACUCCGAGCACUCCACCCCGGCAAGCCAGUCACCCCAGAGCUCCCAACCCAGCUCCCCUCCGCCGCCCUCCUCCAUGUUCGGGCCGAUCGGCACCCUGGAUCCCACAGACCGCCGAGCUACCACCUCAACCACCGCCGACCGCUGGAACGGGAAGAGGCCAGAGAAGCCGGGAGCGGCGAGUGGCUACGGGCUGGAUUACCUCCCAUCGGACGCCACGUGGCCCCCACCUCCACGCGUCCUCCCGUCUCAGGCGCUGCACGCGACAUCCCGUGGCGGCGGUGCCGCGCCGUGGAUGGGUGCCCAACACGCCAGCGAGCCCCCUCCCAGCCUUGCUGACAACCUCAAGUCGCUGUGGUCGAACUCGGUGAUGCAGCCGGGGCCGCUGGCGCUGGAGCAGCUGCUGAUGCAGCAGAAGCAGAAGCAGUUCAAACCUGGGCCAGUCCAACCCUCCACACUGAAGGGACGCGCCGCCAUCUCGCUCGGAAUAGAAACCCUCGGCAGCGCCAGCGGCGGAAAUCCGCGGCGGCCGCGGCGGCGGCGGCGGCGGGCGGCCGGCGGCGGGCGGCGGCUGCCUCAGCAGCGCUUCUUUGACGGAGUGGCGAAAGGGAGGAGCCAGCCUCCCUCGCUUCCCUCCGCCUCUCUCCACCGAAGCAUUUGGGAAACCAAAAAUUUAACCGAAUAAAUGUUGAAAGCCGGCGAUUUCGGCGAAAACGCCAUCGCCGGCGCGGCAAAAACGUCGCCAUCUCCCCUUAGACGCAACGCCGGUAGCGGCGGCCGAGCCGGCGAUGCCGAUGCGGCGGUCGAGCCGGUGAUGCCGAUCCGCCGGCGUGCGUCUGUGGUCCGUUCGUCGUCGGUUUGCUCGCUCUCUGAAAGCCCGCCUGCCCGCCGGCCAUCCGUCACGCGGGCGGGCGCAGGCUUGGGUUGGCACUGAGCGUCUGGAGCCGCGGCCGGGGAAGCCGGGCGGAAAGUCUCUCCGCGUUGCCCUCGUUUAUUUUAAUUUUUAUUAGUAUUUUUCGCUCUCUCUGUCUCUCUCGUUUUGACCACGCUGCUCCCCCGGCUUGUUUUCGUGAGGACCCGAAGGAAGCGGGGGAUGGGUGGCGGUGGGGGAGAGAGAGAGAGAGCUGAGAGAAAAAAAAAGGGAAUUCCACCCAAACCGCUUGGUCGAGGACGUUGGGUUGGCAGCAGCGGCCGCGGCGGCGUUUCCAUUGCGCCGGUUGAGCCUUUUCUGUCCGUGGGCGAUCGAGGGCAGGGCACUCUUUGGCAAGGCCACCUGCACGCGACGGUGGAUGGCACGACACGGCACGGGGGCGCGGUUGUGUCGAGGAGGAGGAGGAGGGGGGG
Molecule: messenger RNA, 4979 nt
Organism: Petromyzon marinus (sea lamprey)
Lineage: Eukaryota; Metazoa; Chordata; Hyperoartia; Petromyzontiformes; Petromyzontidae
Source: RefSeq, a predicted model, not a curated record